Molecule: messenger RNA, 528 nt
Organism: Plasmopara halstedii
Lineage: Eukaryota; Oomycota; Peronosporomycetes; Peronosporales; Peronosporaceae
Product: adenylate kinase isoenzyme 6-like
Exons: 3
Coding region: 1-528 (175 amino acids)
Cellular component (GO): cytoplasm; nucleus
Molecular function (GO): ATP binding; AMP kinase activity; ATP hydrolysis activity
Source: RefSeq, a predicted model, not a curated record
AUGACCCGUAGUCCAAACAUCCUCGUAACUGGCACGCCUGGCACGGGCAAGACAUCCAUGUGCCAGCAACUUGCAGAACGCUCGCAAUUCCUUACGCACGUGAACGUAGGCGAAUUGAUUAAAGAAAAGGGUCUUCACAAUGGUCGCGAUGAGGAUUUUGACUGUUUUGUGCUCGAUGAAGAUAAAGUUUGUGAUGAGAUGGAAGACAUGAUGACUGAAGGAGGCAAAGUUGUGGAUUUUCACACAUGCGACUUUUUCCCAGAGCGCUGGUUUGACUUGGUCGUGGUGUUACGUGUGGAUAAUACAACGCUUUAUGACCGUCUUCAAAAACGCGGUUACUCUGAAAAAAAGGUGGCUGAGAAUGUCGAGUGUGAGAUUAUGGAGGUGGUACUACAGGACGCACGCGAAAGCUACGCGCCCGAAAUUGUACAAGAGCUGCUGAGCCGUACAGUCGAAGACAUGGAAAGCAAUAUUGAGCGAAUACUGAUGUGGGUGCAGCAUUGGAUGAACCAGCAUACGGAUGAUUGA